Fraxinus pennsylvanica is the source of this 735-nucleotide messenger RNA. NCBI's taxonomy places the organism in Eukaryota, Viridiplantae, Streptophyta, Magnoliopsida, Lamiales, Oleaceae. The record is from the annotation of a GenBank genome assembly.
AUGAGAGGCUGGGGCAGGAAUGAAUCAAAUUACAGAAAUCCAUGUCUAACAAUGCAUCAGCCAUGGGCUUCUUUACUGGUUCAUGGCAUCAAGCGCAUUGAAGGAAGAUCCUGGCCCGCCCCUAUCAGAGGUCGACUCUGGAUUCAUGCUGCUGGUAAGGUCCCAGAACCAGACACAAUCAAGGCAAUGGAGGACUUUUAUAGGGAAAUCUAUGCAGUGAAUGGAGUAACACAUAUCGAGUUUCCUGAGCACUACCCAGUGUCCAGACUUCUGGGUUGUGUUGAAAUAGCUGGUUGUGUUACAUGCGAAGAGCUAGUAAGCUGGGAAGCCAUUCCUGAAGGGGUGAGACUAGAAGGGCAAACAGCUUUUGUUUGGCUUUGUGAGCAACCACAGAAACUUAUAGUGCCAUUUGAGAUGCGAGGGUACCAAGGAGUUUAUAAUUUGGAAAGGAGGAUAUAUGAAUCAGCAGUUAGAGGUCUCACUUCUAUUAGCGCUCCAUUACCAGUUAAAUUUCCUCUUCCGAAUCCGCAAGAUCGUUUUUCUUUGAAACCUGGAUCACUUGCUUCUUAUUCCAGUGGUUCAAGCUCAUCGAAAAUGGAGAAGUCACCUGCAUUGCAAGCAGCUAUAGAUGGUGCUCGAGCAGCUGCGACACAAUUUACUAAGAAUAACAGUUCUGAGCCUACUACACUUACCAUUGAAGGCAGCGGUAAGCCUGUAUCCAGCCGAGCAAAGUAG